Molecule: messenger RNA, 1545 nt
Organism: Aspergillus puulaauensis
Lineage: Eukaryota; Fungi; Ascomycota; Eurotiomycetes; Eurotiales; Aspergillaceae
Exons: 3
Coding region: 1-1545 (514 amino acids)
Biological process (GO): carbohydrate transport; transmembrane transport
Cellular component (GO): membrane
Molecular function (GO): carbohydrate:proton symporter activity
Source: RefSeq, a predicted model, not a curated record
AUGGCUCUCUUUCUAAAGAAUAAUCAUCUUGCCCGGCACUUCAACCCUCGACUGGCAGGGGCUGUCGGGCUGAUCAGUCUCUCAACGCUGAAUUAUGGAUUCGACAACCAGGGCAUAGCAACAAGCCAAGCGAUGGAGUCCUACAAGAGACAAUUCGGAGUGUAUAGCCCGGAAACAGAUACAUGGGCCAUCCCGACGUACUGGACGUCUCUCUUGAACAGCCUGAACUUCAUCGGCUUCGCAGCUGGAUUGUAUAUCGGCAGUCUGGUCAGUGCCCGCUACGGCCGGCGCAUGGCAAUGUUCACCAUGUCGAUCUGGGCAAUGAUGUCUGCCACUGUGCUCAUAAGCUCCGUGCGCAUCGAACAGGUUCUCGCCGGCCGCAUUCUGAACUACGCCUACGUCGGCAUGGAACUCGCGACAUGCCCCCCCUUCCAGGCCGAGAUCAUCCCGGCUCCUAUCCGCGGUUUCGCGGUGGGCACGUACCAGGCUAGUCUGCUGGUCGGUGGAAUCAUCAUAAAUACCGUGUGUCUGGGGACGAGUGAUUUGUCUAGCAAUGCCGCCUGGAGAAUUCCCCAGGGUUUAUUCUAUGUCGUCCCUACUAUCGUUGCCUCCUGCGUUUGGUUUAUCCCCGAGUCACCGCGCUGGCUUUUGCUGAAUGACCGUCCUGAGGAAGCAUUGGCGUCGCUGCGACAGCUGCGAGGACAGGCAGGGUCAGGAACAGGAACAGCUUCGAGUGGUGGUCAUCUCACGCCAGAGGAAGAGCUGGCACGUCUGCGGACAUCCCUAGCCCACGAGCAGAAUCAAGGCACAUACAGCGAUCUAUUCCGCGGCAGCAAUCUCCGACGCACGCUCAUCGCCCUCGGAAUGAACUUCUUCAUCCAAGCAACCGGGUCUCCAUUCACCGCCGCAUACGGGACACUCUUCGUGCAGUCGCUGAACUCAAUCAACCCGUUCCAAUUCUCCCUGAUGAGCUCGUGCAUCAACACCAUCUCCUGCCUAGCGGCCAUCUAUAUCACCGACAAGGUUGGGCGUCGGCCGUUGCUGAUGCUGGGCUCUGUCUUGCAGGUGGUUUGGCUGUUUGUCAUGGGUGGUGUCGGGACCGUGACAUCGCCAACGACGGCGCAGAAGCAGGCGAUUGUUGCGGCGACGGCCUUGUCUUCGGCGAGUCUGUGUUUUAGCUGGGAUCCUAUUAACUAUAUUGUCACGACGGAAUUGCCGGCGACUCGUCUGCGUGAUAAGACGCAGCGGGUUGCGUCGCUAGUGAAUAUUCUGACCAAUUUCAUCUUCUCGUUUACAACACCGUACCUCCUCAACGCGCCCUACGCCAAUCUGCACUCGAAGGUCGGCUUUAUUUUCGGGUCGAUUGCGUGCUGUUCGUUUGUGUUUGCCUAUUUCUGUGUACCGGAAAUGAAAGGUCGCUCGCUAGAGGAAAUCAACAAGAUGUUCCAGGACGGGGUUGCGAUAAGGGAUUUUGACAAAUACCGCUGUGAUGUGGUGGACGAGGUAGAGCCAGGGAAGGGACACGAAGGUAUCAAUAAUAUAUAG